AUGAACAACUACGCGCACUCUGAUUCCACCCUCCGCGAUGCUGAAAUACUGCAUGGAAGGAAGAGCAAGUAUCGCAUCUUGGGCGAUGCUGUCAAACGCGGCGGCUUCAGCGAGGUCUACAAGGCAAUCGACGAAGGCGAGCAAGGAGGGCUAGUCGCUGUCAAGCUCAUCGACUUGAACUCAAAGAAAAUCAAGCGGCGGGAACAUGAAAAGCGUAUCAAGUCCGAAUGCGAGAUCCACAAGCGGCUGGAGAACUGCCCGCGCGUCAUUCGCUUCGUCGAAUGCUUCGACUUCAACAAAACCAACCAGGAUAUGUUCUGUAUAGUGCUUGAAUGGGCGGAGAAAGGCGACUUGAAAGACUACCUCCGUCAAAAAGGCCAGCCCGGCUUAGCCGAGCCAGAAGUUAGCCGCCUCGUUUCCCAGAUCGUCGACGGCGUUCAAUUCUUCCAAAAGAACAACCUCGUUCAUCGCGAUUUCAAGCUGCAAAACAUCUUGCUCGACAAGGACAACAACGUCAAGAUAACCGACUUUGGUCUCGCGACGAAGCUGAGCAGUAGGCAAGUUGUUGUUUUGAAUUGGGCGGGCGAAACAGGGGCACCUGCCGGUUGA
Molecule: messenger RNA, 609 nt
Organism: Oikopleura dioica
Lineage: Eukaryota; Metazoa; Chordata; Appendicularia; Copelata; Oikopleuridae
Source: the annotation of a GenBank genome assembly